Molecule: messenger RNA, 1059 nt
Organism: Neltuma alba
Lineage: Eukaryota; Viridiplantae; Streptophyta; Magnoliopsida; Fabales; Fabaceae
Product: G-type lectin S-receptor-like serine/threonine-protein kinase LECRK1
Exons: 1
Coding region: 1-1059 (352 amino acids)
Biological process (GO): recognition of pollen
Source: RefSeq, a predicted model, not a curated record
AUGGCUUUGCUGUUGGAAUAUGGCUCAUGGGUGAACCAGAAGGAACCAUCGUUUGGACACCAAACCCGAAUUGAAUUAACCAAAGAGGGUCUUCUGCUUAGAAACGAGAAACAGAAGGAAGUAGUCAUUGCUAACGCGUCUGAGCCUGCGGUUUCAGCAUCUAUGCUUGAUUCUGGGAAUUUUGUGCUUUAUAGUAAGAAUCAUAGUGUCCUCUGGCAGAGCUUUGUUUAUCCCACGGACACCAUAUUAGGAGGUCAGAAUUUAUCUGAGGGACAAAAUCUGACCUCUGCAAAUGGACAUUUCACUCUCAAUAUGCAGAGCGAUGGAAAUCUUGUUGCCUACCCUGGGAAUAAUGAAAGAGAAGACGAUGCUUACUGGCACUCAAAUACUUCUGAACUAAGUGCCUCACAACUUACUCUUAAUCUUACAGGCUUUCUUUGCCUCAGCUAUUAUGGGGAUACCAUCAAGGUUCUGGCCAAUGGCAACUAUCUCGGGAGGACCACAAGCUUAAUCUAUCGUGCAACAUUGGAUUUGGAUGGCAUAUUUAGAUUGUAUGUUCACACAUUGGAGAAGAAUAAUACUGGAUUCACUAGUCAUCUUUUGUGGGAGGCUAUUUCUGAUCGUUGUCAAGUCAAGGGCUUUUGUGGCUUGAAUAGUUAUUGCUCCAUCGUAGCUGGCAAAGCUGAAUGCAAGUGUUAUCUCGGAUUCAAGCCAAUAAGUGGAAACAACAGCAUGUUCUUGGUUUGCGAUCAGACCAUGAAAAAUGAUUGUAUCACCAGUAGAGAUCCGAGGAUGCUAUACAAUGUUAGUAGCCCAUUGCAACAUAUGCAAUGGAGCCUUGUUCCUUAUUGGAACAUGCAAUUGGAAAUGGAAGCUUGUGGGAAGUCAUGCCAGGAAGACUGUGAUUGUGGGGCAGUGUUACAUGAAGAUGGCAGCUGCAAGAAGUAUAAGCUUCCGCUUGCUUUUGGCAGAAUUAAUAAUACUGUAUCAACCACAGCCCUCUUCAAGGUGCCUUCAAUGAAUGCCAUCCAUCCAAAAAAAGCCAGAGGUUGUUGUUGA